This is a messenger RNA of Musca vetustissima, 2018 nucleotides long. Its product is annotated as serine/threonine-protein phosphatase 1 regulatory subunit 10-like. Gene Ontology annotation, molecular function: metal ion binding. The transcript has a single exon. NCBI's taxonomy places the organism in Eukaryota, Metazoa, Arthropoda, Insecta, Diptera, Muscidae. The annotation marks the transcript as partial. The record is from RefSeq and is a predicted model, not a curated record.
UACAAACACUUGUUGAAACAAAUCUCUUCUCAGAUGCUCUAUCGGCAGCGACAGGACCCAAAAAGGUAGCUAAACGCAAACGUGCCAAUACACCGCUACCAACAAACACUUCGGCUACAGGCGCCAAAGAAGGUCCCUCCCCACCAACUAGUCCCGAUAUGCCUAAGGUAGCACCACUGAAAUUCUAUCAAGAUACCUUAGAUGAAUCCAAAAUGGAAGAUUCCAAAUCGGACAAAGAGAAUGAAGAUCAUGAACCUACUAAGAAAACAACUGACGAUGAUCAAAAUACCGACAAGGAAAAUGAAGAUGAUGACGAUGACAUUCCAUUGAAGAAAGUCAAGGAAGACAUAGAACAAAAAGUAGCACAGGAGAAGAAAAAAGAUUUGGCGGAGGGCGGAGUUAUUGAUAUUACCAAAGAUGAGGAUGGUAAGCCGAAAGAAGAUACGGCAAAUGAUGAUGCAUCUUCGGAUAAUGCCAGCGAUGUUGUGGUAGUUAAAAAACCUGGUCCAGGUUGUGGUCCCAAUGGACCACCUGGUGUCCUUAUGCUACAUCGUCGUAAGGGUCCCAAGAAGAAGCUGACCUGGCGUCCCCAGGAAUCAUUGGAACAGAUUCGUUUCUUCGAACUUGAUGAAAACGAACGUGUCAAUGUCACCAAGACCUCAUUUAUGGAUAUGAAAAAUUUGGAACGUUUCAAUGAACGUGAUGCCAUUGUAAUGGCUCGCCGUGGCUUCAAUCAGGAAGAUAACAUGGAACCCCAGACCACCUGGAGGCCAUUGAUUUUAGUCGAUGAUGUACCACCACAUCCAGAUGGCAGCCAAUCGAAACAGAGGAAAAUCCAAGCUGAACGUGAAAUGACUACAUUGCGGGCGUUGUAUUUUACGCAUGCUCUCAUUCCCGACUCACCAGCCGAAGCGGAAAUUGAACCCAUAUUCAAUCAUGACAUACCACUUAUACCAUUGGACGAUUUGACCGGUAAUCCCGAUGCUGUUAAUGACUUUACAAGCAUGCCAUGGCCAGAGCCAAGAGGUUCACCAAAAGAUGGAGAUAUUGCUAUUAUGGCUGGCACUGGAGGUUUAGGUAGUCCUGUUGAUAUGUUUGGAGGCCCCAAAUCGCUGAUGGGUAGUGCCUUACCGCCCAAUAAUGCCGUUGGCCUGGGAACAUAUGUUGCUGCGCCGAACAAAGUUAGUCCUUUCAAUAACAAUGUGAAUCCAUUUGGUGGUAAUUCUGGAGGAGGACCAGUGGUUGGUCCCAAUGGCCCACCAAUGAAUGCCAUGCAAAAUAGUCCCCAAGGUCAUUGGCAAAGAUCACCCAAUGGCAUGGGUGGUGGUGGCAAUGGACCUAUGAUGGGUAGUGGUGGUGGUCCCAAUCCCUUCAACAACAAUCAUGGUAGUCCAAUUAUGGAUAUGGGUGGACCACAGCGUGGUCACAUGAUGAAUAAUGGUCCCUCUGGCAAUUUCAAUAAUCAAUUUGGUCCUGGUAAUAACAACAACAAUCCAUUUGGCGGUCCUGGUCCCAUGAAUCCUUUUACGGGUCCUGCCAAUAACUUUGGUGUAAUGGGCAACAAUGGUCCCAACAUGAUGAACGGUCCCAAUAUGAUGAAUGGUCCCAAUAUGAUGAAUGGUCCGAAUAUGAUGAAUGGUCCUAAUAUGAUGAAUGGACCCAAUAUGAUGAACGGUCCCAAUAUGAUGAUGAAUGGACCCAACAACAUGAUGAAUGGUCCCAACAACAUGAUGAACGGUCCCAAUAUGAUGAAUGGCCCCAAUAAUCGCAAUAAUGGUGGUGGCAAUUGGAUAAAUAACUUCCAAGAUAACAAUGGCCGCGGUGGCGGUGGCAAUUGGAGACCAGCUGGCCCUGGUCCAAAUAAUCGUGGAAAUGGUGGCGGAAAUGGCAAUAACAACAACGGUAUCUGUAAGGCUUUUAUGCGUGGUCAUUGCCGCCUAGGCAAGUCAUGUAAGUUUAUACAUCCAUCCAAGAGUAAACGCAUAUAGGAGUGGGCUGACUCUUCUUCGCCCAAAGAA